Molecule: messenger RNA, 4621 nt
Organism: Toxoplasma gondii ME49
Lineage: Eukaryota; Apicomplexa; Conoidasida; Eucoccidiorida; Sarcocystidae
Exons: 4
Coding region: 186-4259 (1357 amino acids)
Source: RefSeq, a predicted model, not a curated record
AAGUGCAUUUGGAAGUCGGCUUGGAGUAGAAAACUUAUGCGCGCGAACAUAACAGCUGAAGCGAUAGAGAAGACGCACUUGAAAGACAAGAGUAUCUCCCUUCCCCUCGUGUCUCUCUCUUCUCUCCUCCCCUCCUCUCCCGGCUCGACUGCCAUACGCUCGCAGAACAGGCACUCGCCUUAGAGAUGCUUGGCGUCGUCUCCGGCGGCCGCUUCUUCCUUUAUGAGUCAAUAUCUCAAAGACCCACUGCCGCGAUGUCGAGUUCUUCCUCUGCUUCGUCUUCCUCUUCUUCCUCUGCUUCGUCUUCUUCAAAUUCCUCUUCUUCCUCUGCUUCUCCUUCGUCUUCCUCUUCUUCCUCUGCUUCUCCUUCGUCUUCCUCUUCUUCCUCUGCUUCUUCUUCUUCUUCAUCUUCCUCUUCGUCCUCUGCUUCUUCUUCUUCGUCUUCCUCUGCUUCUUCUUCUUCGUCUUCCUCUUCGUCCUCUGUUUCUUCUUCUUCGUCUUCCUCUGCUUCUUCUUCUUCGUCUUCCUCUGCUUCUUUCCAUGCUUCAUCUCCCUGCUCUUCUCAUCGGCAUCCCCGACGGAGACAGUCAGGGACGCCUUCUUCUUCUCUGUGUCUCCUUCCUCGUGCACCUCCGCCGGUUUCUGUGGACCAGACUUGUUCGCGUUCUACGCGAUCAGAAACGAACGGAUCGCCCCUCCCCGCGUUUCCUCGUCUGCUGUAUCUGGCCUCCGAAGCAGGUCCAGGCGCCGUGUCUAUCCACCCGGAAUCCAGCGCGCAGUUCAGUUCUCCGAGUACAAGGCCGCUGCAGCCUCGCGCAUCUCUAAAUCAACUUGCAGGGAGGAGUGACGAUGGAUGUCAAGCGACAGAAGAAGCGAGCAGCGAGAAGGGAGAUAGAAGAGAGAAGCAAGAGAGACUCGAGAAGAAACAGAGAGACGAGGAAUCGGAGAUGGAGGCCCGGAGAAGAGAAAGGCAUGGAAAGAAUGGAGUCUUCGUCGUCUCUUCCCCUCUCAGCAACGCUCGUUGCUCACCUUCAGGUCAAACGACGACGUCUGCGCUGCGCGUCUCUCCUUUCGCUUCCUCUCCCGACUGUCGUUCCCCGUCCUCUUGCGCGGAUGUCUCCACAGAUCUCGGCUCCUGGGCGCGCCAGCUGUACGUUCAGCUGGCCGAGGCGGCCCCGCUCGACUCUCUGCCGUCUCCGCUGCAGCGCGCCGGAAGGCUCGUGGAUUUCUUUGCCGAGGACGUGGAGUCGGCUUCCCGAGUCGCGACGGAGAAAAAGCGGGAAGGAGGCUCUCCGACAGCCGAAAGAGACGCAGGGGAGCGCGGCAGAGAACGGAGACAGAAGGACAGACCCCCUGCGGAGCAACGGGGAGUCUCUGCAGCUCUCCUCGACACAGUUGAGGACUUGUUUCACCAGCUAGAGAGCGGAAGAAGAAGCAUUCACUGGGACGAAGAAGACUUCUUCUUUCGGCGAGAGAACGAAUGGCGCUCUCAGCAGGAGGCCCUCGCCGCGGCAAGUGUCUGCCAAGAGGAAGAACGACGGAGGCGCAGAGCCACGGAGAGCGCCGCCCAGAAAGCUGCAGAAGCCAGUCACAACGCUCUGCGACGCAUGCAGCGGCUGCAUGCAGUCGCCGCCGAGAAGAACCGGGUCCUGUCGGGGCUGGUACAGCGCCUCCGGGCGGCUCUGAAGAAGAAGGAACUGCAGUGCGACACACUGAAAGCCACUCUUCAAAAGGUUUUGCCGAUGUCUUCUCAACAACGCGCUCGCUAUAUCACUCCGAGUUUCAAAAUCACCGCGCCUCUCUGUCGCCGUGCUUCCGGUCCACAUCCUUUUUAUCCAGAUCUUCCACCCCGUUCCUCCCGUUCAUCAUCUAUCACAAAGAACGUUGACCCGACAUCAAUUCCGUCUCCGACUUCUCUGUCAACGUCUCCUUCGUCUCCGUUUCCUUCUUCUUCUCCCGUCCCUGCCUCUCCUUCUGUGUCUCUGUCGGUGCCGGGGCGCGCGUCUGUGUCGUCUGUUGCCCGUUGCGGAGGAAGAGCUGCGUCGCCGAGGAGAGACGAGGAAAGGGAAGUAGAGAGAAUUCGUGGCUUGCAAGAGGCUCUGGAGUUCUGUUUUCUUCGAGAGACUGAUCUCCUCCGCUGCUCGCGUGAACAACGCGACCUGGUCAACGCACUCGAGGCCGAAGUUUUGGAGUUGAAAGCGAAGCUGGAAGCGAGUGAGGAGCGAAGGAAGAAAGAAGCACAAACAGCGAACGCCCAGAAAGUCCACAAGGUGCCGACGGUGGAGAGCGAAGAAGCAGCGACGCAUGCCGAGAAACAGAGUCUGUGCUCGCAUGUGGUUGUAGAGAAGAGAGUGCCUGCUGCGAGAGGGGAUGUGCCUCAAGGAAAAACAGAAGCCAUCAACGCGUCUGUCGAUAGCGACAGAGAAUCUUCAUCAUCUCCACCUGCUUCUUCUCCACCUUCUGCGCACCGUGGGUCACUUGCAGAUUUGGUGUCGACCGCGGAUGUGAAGAGAGUCGCGGAGCAUUUACCGAGGGGAGAAGAGACCGCUAGAGCGGCUGAGGAGGGCGGAGGUGAUUUUCCGGAGAGUGAAACCAGCACACGGUGCAGGAGUCGACUUGGAAGUGCAACGACGCCUUCUACUUUUUUUCAUGAGACGGUGAAGAACGCAGAAGGUCGAAGAGCGGCUCUCGGUUCUUCGAGUCUCGAGUCCCGGGCGAGAAGAAGUCUAGGCGAGGAGGCAGAACUCGAGAGCGGCAACGCAGCGAAAAACGGGCAAGGGGAGGCGCGUUUCGAUGCUGGUUUCGUCAGAGUUCGGGGAGAGAGAAACUCGGAGGCGCUGCACGCAGAGCAGAGCAGGGAAACGGGGGAUGGACGAGUCGAGCCGCAGCGCCAUCGGGGAGAGAAGGCGCCAGCGCCCGAGGGAAGGCGGAAGAAGAGAGACGCGGAUGCAGAGCGUCAGGGAGUGGCUUUCGCGAGCUUCGGGGUCUUUGAGGAGAGCGCGGAAAGCAGCUGUGGAGAAGAACAAGGGAGGGACCAGCGCGAGAGCUCAGACCUGGUGGUGAAUCGUCGUUACGACGGUGUCUGUUCUCAUCUGAAGGCGACAGCGGAAGAACACAAACGAAAGCCGAGUCGAACAAUCUCGUCCACAAGGGGAUGUGAAGAAGCGGCUGGGUUUUGCCAGUCCUCUUGCGAGUUCAAUCUUCCUUCUUCCUCGCGUACGUCUCCCUGUUCCUUCCAACCUUCGCCAGCAGACGCUGCGUCUCUUGGCAAAGCAGCACAGGCCCCUCAGUGUCAACACUCUGUAGAGACAGAGAAAAGAAAAGACAAGACAGAGAGGCCAAGAGAAGGACGAGAGACGCGGAGGGAAGAAGGUGGUAGGAGGAGAGAAGAAAAAGAAGCCUACGACGCGGCCAAGCAUGAGCCUCUUUUUGCUUCCCUUGACGAUGUUGCGGUUUCAAGGAAAAGAAGCAACUCGAGAAUGCAUGCAUUUCUCUCUCCAGAACCUCCUGCACUCUGGAUAGGUCGAGAGUCAGGCCCUUCAUCAUCUCAGGGAGACGGCGUCGCUUGUCCGGACUUGUGUAACUCCUACAUUCCUCCAGCAGUUCACGAAAGCACCUGGCGUCAAGAGUAUCGACAAUCGCCUAGGAUUUCACGGGCUUCGAAACUGGAGAGUUCUGUCUCAAGACAAGAGAACCUCUUGUCAAAACAGGAAAGCUCUUUGUCAAACCGUGAGAGUGAAGUCCUUCAUCUUCUGGCGUCGGGGUGUCUUCCUGCUCGCGUUCACAGGAAGGCUUCUUUCCUCCGUUCGAAUCCAACUGUCAGAGUGGAAGAGCUGCGACAUCGAGGACGUGGUUCUUCUCAGUCGCUUGACUUUCCAGAAGCCUUUUCUGACAGACGAACCGAGGUUGGUGCUCCCAUGGGGGAGUUUCUCUCACCUCGGCAGACAACGGGAAGACAGCAAACGCUAGAGGCAGCCCCCGCGCUGACCGCUGUGUUCAGGGCAUCUGACAGCUCGGAUUUUCUCUGGACUUUCUCGGGACUGGAUGGCGACAAAUCGCCGAGUCCAUUCAGAAAAAGGGACAAGGGCAAACUGCAUGCACUCAGCUUCGUACCGUCUCCUGCUCCCAUCCCCGUCUCGCCGUUCAGCAAAGCCGGCAGCAGGGGUCCUAGUCCCUCCAGUAGUGCGGGGGCGAGGUGGAGUGGUGUCAGUCCUUUCUGCGCCAGCAGCAGCUCUGGAAGCGAUCUAGGAUUUCGUUGAGAGGGGUGAAAGUGUGUGAUUCGACGGUUGAUUAAGGCGAAUUCAAGGGGAAAGAGGAAGACCGUUUGUCGCUUCAAGUAGAGAAGGGGGAAACGGGAAGGGGCGUGAUAACCUAGCGACGGGCGUUGAAAGUGAGGGAAAGAAUGUCAUUUUUUCGUCAGAAACAAGGUUCCAAAUAGUAUGCCUCUGAGUGCUUGACUUCAAGGGAAGGCUCCGAGUGUCGAUCCUGUUAAAUCUGCGUCUCACAUUCACCUUUUUUGCACUAGAAGAGGCUGGGAUCUUUCAGUCAUCGUAGAAGGAGCAAAGUAGUUUUGGUGCAUGGGAUUUUUUGCGGGCGAAGUAUCUCGUCAACAUGCAGCACU